Molecule: messenger RNA, 2898 nt
Organism: Nomascus leucogenys (northern white-cheeked gibbon)
Lineage: Eukaryota; Metazoa; Chordata; Mammalia; Primates; Hylobatidae
Source: RefSeq, a predicted model, not a curated record
CCCUCUCCCACCUCUGUCUGCCCGCUGCCUCUCGUCUAGCUGCUGUCAGGAGCUGACUGCCUCCAGGGCUGGAAUCCUGUGCUCCCUCUGUGCCCAGAGCCCCACGAUGUCGGCCAACGCCACACUGAAGCCGCUCUGCCCCAUCCUGGAGCAGAUGAGCCGUCUCCAGAGCCACAGCAACACCAGCAUCCGCUACAUCGACCAUGCGGCCGUGCUGCUGCACGGGCUGGCCUCGCUGCUGGGCCUGGUGGAGAAUGGAGUCAUCCUCUUCGUGGUGGGCUGCCGCAUGCGCCAGACCGUGGUCACCACCUGGGUGCUGCACCUGGCGCUGUCCGACCUGCUGGCCUCUGCUUCCCUGCCCUUCUUCACCUACUUCUUGGCCGUGGGCCACUCGUGGGAGCUGGGCACCACCUUCUGCAAACUGCACUCCUCCAUCUUCUUUCUCAACAUGUUCGCCAGCGGCUUCCUGCUCAGCGCCAUCAGCCUGGACCGCUGCCUGCAGGUGGUGCGGCCGGUGUGGGCGCAGAACCACCGCACCGUGGCCGCGGCGCACAAAGUCUGCCUGGUGCUCUGGGCGCUAGCGGUGCUCAACACGGUGCCCUAUUUCGUGUUCCGGGACACCAUAUCGCGGCUGGACGGGCGCAUCAUGUGCUACUACAACGUGCUGCUCCUGAACCCGGGGCCUGACCGCGAUGCCACGUGCAACUCGCGCCAGGCGGCCCUGGCCGUCAGCAAGUUCCUGCUGGCUUUCCUGGUGCCGCUGGCGAUCAUCGCCUCGAGCCACGCCGCCGUGUGCCUGCGGUUGCAGCACCGCGGCCGCCGGCGGCCAGGCCGCUUCGUGCGCCUGGUGGCGGCCGUCGUGACCGCCUUCGCGCUCUGCUGGGGGCCCUACCACGCGUUCAGCCUGCUGGAGGCGCGGGCGCAUGCCAACCCGGGGCUGCGGCCGCUCGUGUGGCGCGGGCUGCCCUUCGUCACCAGCCUGGCCUUCUUCAACAGCGUGGCCAACCCGGUGCUCUACGUGCUCACCUGCCCCGACAUGCUGCGCAAGCUGCGGCGCUCGCUGCUCACGGUGCUGGAGAGCGUGCUAGUGGACGACAGCGAGCUGGGUGGCGCGGGAAGCAGCCGCCGCCGCCGCCGCACCCCCUCCAGCACCCGCUCGGCCUCCUCCUUAGCUCUCGGCAGCCGCCCCGAGGAACCGCGGGGUCCCGCGCGCCUCCUCGGCUGGCUGCUGGGCGGCUGCGCAGCGUCCUGGCAGAGGCGCCCCCUGAACCGGGCGCUGAGCAGCACCUCGAGUUAGAACCCGGCCCGGGUAGGGCAGCGCUCACACGCGAAAGCAUCACCAGGGCGCCGCGGUUCAACUUGAUAUCCGGACUCCAGCCGCAGUCAUCAAAGUCCGAGGGGCAGGACCCAGGCAUCUGCAUUUUAAAGCGCCCCAGGAGACUCUGAAUCUUUUUCAGAAACAGUGAGUUAAAGCAGUGCUUCUCAAACUUUGAUAUGCCAGUGAAUCACCUAGGGGUCUUGUGAAGUGCAGUCUGAUUCAGGAAGCCGGGGCCAGGUACUGAGAGUCUGCACUUAACAAGCUUCCAGGCCGAGAAGCCACUGCGGCAGGCUCACAGGCGAGGCCUGGAGUAACACAAAGUGAAACUCAUAAUAGACUUCCCACUCUAGGGCAGUGGAGUCGGAAGGGCACACGGGGUGCCUCUCCCCGGAGCUCAGUUUUACCAGAUGAUGGGGGAGGGGGGAGGGAGUUUUAUGUUAAACCAUCCAUGUAUUUUUGGAGGAGAGGAAAGGUUUGAGAAGCACUGUUCCAGCCUGCCCUCUUUAUUUAGCCAAUGCUUACUGCGCUAGACGCUUCACAUCCCACAAUCUUAAGGGGCAGCUUCUAUUAGCCAGUCUUUACAGCUGAGCACAUUCUGGCUCAGGGAGGUUAAGUGACUUGCCCAGUUUCAGGGCUAACGACCACAGGGUCUGCACUGUAACCCUAGGCAUCACAUACUCAAUGACUCUCUGGUGAGCGAGGACAUUCUCUGACCUACUCAAGGGACUUAAGAUGCUACCUUGUGACCCAGCACUGCCCAAAGUGCUUCCAAGGCAGAAGCAGCAGGGGAUGGUGUGGUCAAGCACUCGGGAAACCUGGGGCUAAUCAAAUCCAACGGGGGAAAUGACUAAAAGUCUUCGGUCGUUAGAACUUGAAUGGGCACAGCAACUCUGAGACUACAGCACAUGUCAUUUCUUAGCUAAGCUGACCAGCCUCCCUGCCGGCCUGGUGUUCUGUGGGAUCCCUCUGGGCACUGGUAAUCCCAAGAUCUGUGCAGCCCUCGCCUCCAGGCUGCAUGGGGCUGGGCAGCUACCAUUUCCCGUUUAUGGAUGGGAGGGGUAACGUGCACCUCCGAGCUAGCACUUCCACUGCACCGCGUCUCAUUCCUCCACCUGCCAUGGACUUGGGGUCACAGACUGCUGUGUUUGAGCUCUGCAGCCCAGGGACUGAAAAGUUGAUGCCAAUGAAUUUUGCUUGGUGGAUGAAACGUCAGUGGAAGAAGCAGAUGAGACACUCUUGAGAUCUUCGUCCUGUGUUUUUUCUGCCACCAAAGGCCAGGAUCACUGAAGGCCUGGCUCACAGCAGGUGUUGAGCAAAGGGAACAGUGAGGUGCCCAGCUAGCUGCACAGCCACCCUGUGUUGACACCUCACCCCUGCUCCCUCCCAUCCCUUCCCCCUUUACUCAUAGCACUUCCCCCAUUGGACACGUGGUGCAUUUUGCUUGUUUAUUAUGUUUUCUCUCCAUCAGAAUGAAAGCUCCUCGAGGGCAGGGGCUUUGGUCUAUUGUCUGUAUUUGCCGGUGCCUAGGAUUGUGCCUGUGUGCAACAGGCACUCAAUAAAUAUUUUUGCUGUAGACUGGA